Gavialis gangeticus (Gharial) is the source of this 804-nucleotide messenger RNA. It is a transcript of the gene B3GALNT1, whose product is annotated as beta-1,3-N-acetylgalactosaminyltransferase 1 (globoside blood group). Gene Ontology annotation, molecular function: N-acetyl-beta-D-glucosaminide beta-(1,3)-galactosyltransferase activity. The record is from RefSeq and is a predicted model, not a curated record. Gene Ontology annotation, cellular component: membrane. NCBI's taxonomy places the organism in Eukaryota, Metazoa, Chordata, Crocodylia, Gavialidae.
AUGCUUCCUUCCAGUGCUGGGAAGGAACACACAAAAUUUAUGUAUUUCUAUGAAUAUGAAUCAUUUGUAAAACAGAACUUUCUCUUCACAUUGCAGGAGAGUUUGAAAUAUAAAAAUAAAAAUGUAUUUUUUAUUAUUUUGGUACCUCCAAGGCCUAUGCAGAUGGGAGAAAGGCAAGCCAGUAGAAUAACACAGAGGGUUUAAAAAUCCUGGUGGUGACGGCAGGUUCUAUUACUGUUCUUAAUAGACCAAGAAGAGAAGACAGACAGGUCAGCAGCAAUAUCAGUAGAAGAUGAAAGCAUUCUCUGUAGUGACAUAAUCUGUCAGUAUUUUAGACAUAACCUUACCUUGAAAACAAUCAUGGCACUUAGAUGGGUAUCUGAAUUUUGUCCGAACACUAGAUUGCUCAUAAAGGUGGCUCUUGAUGUCUUCAUCAACACUGGCAACUUAGUGUCUCUUCUAAAACUACAUUCCUCAGAUGACUUUUUCACUGGUUAUCUUCAAAUUGAUAACUUUUCCUACAGAUGGCUUUACAGAAAACUAUAACUAACUCACUCUCAUGAUGAGUAUCUAUUUAAGGCAUAUCCCCCUUACUGUAGUGAACUUGGCUACAUAUUAUAGAAGAAGCUAGGUCAGGUUAUAAAAAUGAUGGGUCAUGUCAAACCCGUAAAGUUUGAAGAUGGUUAUGUUGGCAUUUGCUUAAAUAUAUUAAAAGUUCAUGUCCAUAUUCCUGAUGGCAUACAACUCUUUUUUUUAUACAAAAUUAAUUUUUACAUCUAUAGUGAACUAUCCGGAGAGACCUGA